GGAGGGGUAUGAAUGUAAUAACAAGUACCUGAACGCAUCACCGUAGCAGCAGUAGCGUCCUCAGAGGUGACAGCGGCGUUUCUUAUCGAUUUAACUGACUUUUAGUGUGUAAAACUGUGUUUAAAACAACUGAAUAGUAACGAAAUAGAGUAUAAUUUACUGGUGUUUUCUAUAUGAAUAAUACGGAAAGUGACAGGAAGGUGUUUAAGUUCGACUAACUUAAGCUAACUCUGCUAGCCUGACCAGAGCUCUGUUCAAAGUCGCUGCUGUGGUUUGUUUUCCAGAGAUAAAGAUGCAGACCAUCAAGUGUGUGGUGGUCGGUGACGGUGCAGUGGGGAAAACCUGUCUGUUGAUCUCCUACACCACCAACAAGUUCCCCUCUGAGUAUGUCCCCACGGUGUUUGAUAACUAUGCAGUGACGGUGAUGAUCGGAGGAGAGCCCUACACUCUGGGACUCUUUGACACUGCAGGUCAGGAGGACUAUGACAGACUGCGUCCUCUCAGCUACCCUCAGACCGACGUCUUCCUGGUCUGUUUCUCUGUGGUGUCUCCUUCCUCUUUUGAGAACGUCAGAGAGAAGUGGGUGCCCGAGAUCUCUCACCACUGUCCUCGGACGCCGUUCUUACUGGUGGGGACGCAGAUGGACCUGAGGGACGACAGCAACACUCUGGAGAAACUGGCUAAGAACAAACAGAGAGCCCUGACGUGUGAGAGUGGAGAGAAACUGGCCCGAGAGCUGAGGGCCGUCAAGUACGUGGAGUGUUCCGCCCUCACACAGCGAGGGCUGAAGAACGUCUUUGACGAGGCCAUCCUGGCAGCACUGGAGCCUCCUGACACCAAACCAAAGAAACGCUGUGUCCUCUUAUAGUCACUACACAGAAAAGGGGAGCAGCAGGAGGAAGAGGAGGAGGAGGAGGAGGAGGAGGAGGGGUUGGGGUUUUGGAGAGGUUAAAAAACGCACAGUGCCUUCAGAAACCAGAGCAUGAGAAGCUCAUGCUUAAAUCUCUUAUUGACAAGUGCCAGAGUCACAGGUUUGAAAUAAAUCACUGAUUUUCUCUAUGAGGUUUGGUGUUUACAAACUUCAGUUUCUCGUUCGAAAAAUCUAGCUUUGCGCUAAAGCCGUUCACUUUUGUCUAAAUUGUUAUUUUUAUUGAGUAAAGUUGGUGAAAAGUCAAAUCCAAACUAACAAUUGUGCUAAAAAAUGACAAAAGAAAAAGAAAAAAAAGAAUCAGAAGAAUUCUCCACAACAUUUUGAUCUUUAAAAGCUCCGUCGUCCUCACUGCUGCAGGUGUUUGCCUGCGCACGUGUCACGAGCGUGAGCAUGGAGUUUAGAAAAGUUCUAGAACAAAUGUGUAAGAAUGAACAUGAUUUGUGCUGAAUUCAAAUUAAAAAAAUUCACAUUUGUUUUUCUUAUUUUUUACCGUUUUGGAGAAUUUUUUUCAGAAACUAUUUAUAGAAUCUGUUUGUCCGUGUCUUUGUUUCCUGGCUUUCUAAAAUUCCCGGGGUGAAAUUAUUUACAGUUUUUUGAAAAAUAUUUUCAAGAAAUGUAACCAUGGUUUUUGUUGUAUAUUUAAUGAAACAAUAAUGAGCUUCUAGUAGGAACACGAUUCUUAAAAUCCAGGUGUGAAGUUCGAGGUUUGAAGUCGUGGGGAAAUAAAAAAAAAAAAUCACAACUUAA
Cynoglossus semilaevis (tongue sole) is the source of this 1678-nucleotide messenger RNA. Its product is annotated as cell division control protein 42 homolog. The coding region runs from base 293 to 868 and encodes 191 amino acids. Gene Ontology annotation, biological process: small GTPase-mediated signal transduction. The transcript has 6 exons. The record is from RefSeq and is a predicted model, not a curated record. Lineage: Eukaryota; Metazoa; Chordata; Actinopteri; Pleuronectiformes; Cynoglossidae. Gene Ontology annotation, molecular function: GTPase activity; GTP binding.